Dermacentor albipictus is the source of this 1393-nucleotide messenger RNA. RefSeq lists its product as uncharacterized. Lineage: Eukaryota; Metazoa; Arthropoda; Arachnida; Ixodida; Ixodidae. The record is from RefSeq and is a predicted model, not a curated record.
AAAUUUCAGUGUGCCAUAUCGGCAAAUGCUUUUGUCCAAACGCGCUCUUCUGCACGAGAUUUACCGCCAGGUGAAGAAGAAAUUUCAUGCGCGUGGCAUUGCUCGCGCACCUCGAGCUCUGCUCGUUCCACACCCGCAAGAAGAACGCUGGACGCCAUCAUGGCCAAGGGCCAAGUACGUCUUUGCGACCGGCGACCGUAUUACAUUCGGCCGCCGGCCAAAGAACGAGUCUCCGCCAGACCGAGGACGUGCGCGGAGUUCAACCGCCUGAAAGCGACGGGGCCUGCGUCUGGCGGUGCAACGCCGUCGCCUUCCAGGGAGCGCGGUGCCGCGGGCGACUCGAGCCGACAGCGAGGACGCAGGACCACAGGCGCAGGCAGUGUUUGGCGGAUCGGGUGUUUCCGUGAGCUUCCCGAUGCUCCAGCAGGCACCCGUUCUCGAUCCUCCAACGGCGUGGAAGCUCGGUCAUGGAGGAGGAGCCACCAGCACUGGCCCGCGCUGUGGUUCGUCCAGAUGUCGGCAGUCGUCGUCUCGUUCGUGGUAGCCGCGCUCGUCGCCCUAAGGUUUGGGCUGCAAGAGGCAAGGAUGGCGACGGAAAGGGCACGUGACCGCAGAUGCCUCCUGGACGACGACGGCGACGACGACGGAGACGCUGAGGGCGCCAACGGCGUCAGCAGCGUCGCCGUAACUCGCCGACGGCAGGCGCCUGGCAAGGUGAAGGUCUGCUUUCCUGGCGCCGAUCACAUCCCUUUCUGGGGCCGAACAGAGGACGAGGUGAUGCCAGCUCCAGAACACGCCUGGCGCUCGACCCUUCCGGUGCGACGUGGCCUGGGCCUCGCGGUACAACGUCGUCGCCUCCCAUGCAACGCGGUGCCGCGGGCGAAUCGAGCCGACAGCGAAGACGCAGGACCACAGGCGCAGGACGUGUUUAGGGGCUUGGGCGUUUCCUUGGCCUUCCCUAUGUCCCAGACACCCUUUGUCGAUCUUCCAGAGACAUGGACAACCGGGCGGAUCGGAGGAAGCGCCAGCAUUGUCCUGCCCUGUGGUUCGCGCAAGUGUCUGCAGUCGGCUCGUUCGUGGCGGCAGCGCUGCUGGCAGUGACGUACGUGCUAAGAGAAGCCAGUCCGCAGCAAAGGAGGCACACGCUGCCGGUCGCUCACUGGUCUCGGACGGCGACGACGACGACUAUGUCGGCCCAGGCGAUGGUCGCGUCCGAAACGUGGCCAACAGCCACCGACCUGCAAGGGCCUGUGGGGCGCCGCCACGGGCGCUUUGAAGAUUUAAUUGUUUAAUGUACAUAUCAGAUUCUACAAAUUAACUUUUUCUCGUUCACCGCUCCGCGGUAAGAAAAAGAUGUUUUCCAAUGACCUAGUAAAAUUUGCUUCGGAAUGAC